UAAACUAAGCCAUUCAUGUUCAAUGGUAGUGACAUCUACAAAAUCUUUGAGUCUAGCGACAUCUCACGUCAAAUUGAACAUUAUCGAAAACAUUUAGGUUAUUUUUAUAACAAUAAACCGUGUUUAGAUGCAAUAACAAAAAACUCUUUUAUUGAAAUGCUGUCGCUUAGAAAUGUUAUCACAAAGUUACAAGCAUAUUCGCAACAAGUAACGUAUUGUACAAAGGCUGUCACGGAAAAAAUCCAUCCAAUCAUUUCUAAAAGAAGUUAUGAAGAUGAAAAUUAUUUUUACCAAAGACCGCGCGAAGUAUGGCUAGAAAAUUUGGAUACCAUUGAAAGACAAAAGUUAGGACUUGUCUUUCUACAUCCCGACAUUUAUGGAGCAUCUCCUAGGAUAGAUAUAAUUCAUGAAAACAUACGCUGGCAAAGAAUGUAUCGCUUUGUGUGUUAUGCACAUACAAAAGUACGUUCAGAAGUAAGAGGUGGUGGCAGAAAACCAUGGCCACAAAAGGGACAAGGUCGUUCCCGUCAUUCAAGUAUACGUUCCCCAUUAUGGAGAGGUGGUGGUGUAGUACAUGGACCUAGAUCUCCUACAACUCAUUUUUACAUGCUUCCCUUUUAUACCCGAGUUGCUGGGCUUACAUCUACAUUGUCUGUUAAAUUAGCUCAAGAUGAUUUGUAUAUUGUUAAUGACUUGGAAAUUCCAUCCAAUAAACCAUCAUAUAUUGAACAACUAAUAGAAGAGCGACAUUGGGGACCUUCUGUGUUGUUUGUCGAUACUGAUGAUAUCAUGCCUGAAAACAUCUCAGAAGCAACUGACACAAUAAAGCAUGUAAAUUUAAUGCCUGUAUAUGGCCUGAAUGUCUACAGUAUGUUAAAACAUAAUACUUUGAUUCUUACUGAAAGAGCUGCACGUUUAAUUGAAGACAAAAUAUUGUACCAUUUACAUAGGCCAGAUUAUCAUAAAUUAAUGACAAAGUUUAAACUUAGCCAGCAAUAGAAAUUAAAAAAUAAAAGCAUGAAAUAUCAAUCUA
Messenger RNA from Bombus pyrosoma, 1033 nucleotides. It is a transcript of the gene mRpL4, whose product is annotated as 39S ribosomal protein L4, mitochondrial. Gene Ontology annotation, biological process: translation. The transcript has 3 exons. Bases 16 to 999 code for a protein of 327 amino acids. Gene Ontology annotation, cellular component: ribosome. Gene Ontology annotation, molecular function: structural constituent of ribosome. Lineage: Eukaryota; Metazoa; Arthropoda; Insecta; Hymenoptera; Apidae. The record is from RefSeq and is a predicted model, not a curated record.